CCAUCUUUUUUUUCUUUCUUCUCUCAAUCAAACAAAUAACAGAGUUCAUAAAAGAAACCAAUCUUUCAAAAAAAUUUAGAAUGGACCAACUCUCGAAAUGCGAAGCAAAUUAUGUGCCACUUACACCCUUGACGUUCCUCAAAAGGGCUGGCAGUGUGUAUGCUAAUCGUACGUCCAUCAUCUACGAGAGCAUUCGUUUCACUUGGCGUCAAACCUACGAGCGGUGUUGUCGUCUCGCUUCAUCUUUACGUUCUCUCAACAUACUUAACAACCAUGUUGUAUCUGUGCUGGCUCCUAAUGUUCCGGCUAUGUAUGAGAUGCAUUUUGCUGUUCCCAUGGCUGGUGCUGUUCUCAACACCAUUAAUAGCAGGCUGGAUGCUAAGAAUGUUGCCACCAUUCUUCGUCACUCUGAGGCCAAGGCCUUGUUUGUUGAUUAUCAGUAUGUGCAGUUGGCUAGCGAGGCUCUUCGGAUUUUGAUGGCGGAUUCACAACAAGGGCAGUCAUCGAUGCCAUUGGUGAUUGUCAUAGAUGAUGUAGACUCCCCCACGGGUGUUCGACUUGGGGAGUUGGAAUAUGAGCAGCUAAUCCAAAUGGGUAAUCCGAGAUUUGUCCCCAUUGAGGUACAAGAUGAGUGGGAUCCUAUUUCACUCAACUAUACAUCCGGAACCACAUCCGAACCCAAAGGGGUUGUUUACAGUCACAGAGGGGCUUAUUUAAGCACUUUAGCCUUGGUUUUAGGGUGGGAAAUGGGGAAUGAGCCUGUUUAUCUUUGGUCUCUCCCUAUGUUCCAUUGCAACGGUUGGACCUUCACUUGGGGAAUCGCAGCACGAGGUGGAACCAAUGUAUGUAUACGCAAUACCACCGCGUACGACAUGUACCGAAGCAUAGCGACCCACAAAGUGACCCACAUGUGUUGCGCGCCCAUCGUGUUCAACAUCCUCCUCGAAGCCAAACUAAACGAGCGCCGGGAAAUUUCCUCUCCCGUCCAAAUACUCACCGGCGGUGCACCCCCUCCAGCCCCAUUGCUCGAGAAGAUGGAACACCUCGGUUUCCACGUAACACAUGCUUACGGUCUAACAGAAGCCACCGGUCCCGCUUUAGUGUGCGAAUGGCAAGCCAAGUGGAACCAUUUACCCGAAGAACAUAAGGCGAAAAUCAAGUCCCGACAAGGAAUUAGCGUACUGACGUUAGCAGAUGUAGACGUGAAGAACAUGGAAACCAUGGAAAGUGUCCCGCACGAUGGGAAAACCAUAGGGGAAAUCGUUUUGCGUGGAAGUAGUAUCAUGAAAGGGUAUCUCAAAGACGAAGUAGCCACCUCCAAAGCCUUUAAAAACGGAUGGUUCUUCACCGGCGAUGUGGGAGUUAUACACCCCGAUGGGUACCUCGAAAUAAAAGACCGAUCAAAGGACGUAAUCAUAUCCGGAGGCGAAAACAUCAGUAGCGUCGAGCUUGAAUCGGUUCUUUACAAACAUCCCAGAAUUCUAGAAGCAGCCGUGGUUGCAAUGCCGCACCCACGGUGGGGGGAAAGCCCUUGUGCUUUUAUAUCAUUAAGAGAGAACGAAACCGGCCAAAAAGGCGACGUGAAAGAAGCCGAUAUCAUAUCAUAUUGCCGUAAAAACCUCCCACACUUCAUGAUCCCAAAGAAGGUGAAGUUUCUAUCACAGCUGCCCAAAACUUCAACGGGGAAAAUACAGAAAUUCCAGCUAAGAGCUAUGGCCAAAACAUUCCAAGUUACAGAGAAGAAGUCUACGCAAGUCAAUAAAGAAAUUCCUCAAUAUCACGUGGAGGGUCAUGAACAGAUUCUUGCAAUGUCACGCCUUUGAAAGUCAAAAAGAGAUUAGUUAAUUAGUUGAAUUGGAAUAAACUAUACAUGCGAGUACUUGUAUAGGGGCCGUUCCUUGAUAUUUUUUAUUUGCUUAUGUACCCUCUUGCAGAUGGCUUGUGAAGAAACACUACUGCUUAAUUAAUGUUAUAAAUAAACAAUUUUGUUGCUAA
Gossypium raimondii (Peruvian cotton) is the source of this 1995-nucleotide messenger RNA. RefSeq names its product trans-cinnamate:CoA ligase, peroxisomal. The transcript is spliced from 2 exons. Bases 81 to 1823 code for a protein of 580 amino acids. NCBI's taxonomy places the organism in Eukaryota, Viridiplantae, Streptophyta, Magnoliopsida, Malvales, Malvaceae. The record is from RefSeq and is a predicted model, not a curated record.